This is a messenger RNA of Botrytis byssoidea, 195 nucleotides long. RefSeq lists its product as uncharacterized. The transcript has a single exon. Bases 1 to 195 code for a protein of 64 amino acids. The record is from RefSeq and is a predicted model, not a curated record. Lineage: Eukaryota; Fungi; Ascomycota; Leotiomycetes; Helotiales; Sclerotiniaceae.
AUGUCGUUUCUCACAUGUGUUCUGAAUGAAAGUAACUAUCCCCCUACUCCAUGCCUACCCCCUACUUACACACUCAUCAAUCCACCCCAGCCUCCAGACUCCACACCCAAAUCCACCACAACAUCCGCGUUGCCAUGCAAACCACGCUCCUCCCCCGUGGCACCUCUCCCAUCAUCCCCAACAGCACCAAAGUAG